Messenger RNA from Pelobates fuscus (common spadefoot toad), 5318 nucleotides. RefSeq names its product NALCN channel auxiliary factor 1 (gene NALF1). The transcript is spliced from 3 exons. Lineage: Eukaryota; Metazoa; Chordata; Amphibia; Anura; Pelobatidae. Bases 740 to 1993 code for a protein of 417 amino acids. Gene Ontology annotation, cellular component: plasma membrane. Gene Ontology annotation, molecular function: stretch-activated, monoatomic cation-selective, calcium channel activity. Gene Ontology annotation, biological process: calcium ion import across plasma membrane. The record is from RefSeq and is a predicted model, not a curated record.
UUUACAGGAUGACGCAGAAGAGCGAGCUCCCCCCAAAAAGUGUUCCAGGACGAAGAUGGCGGCAACUUAGCACAGGACCAAGAUGACUGUGGUGGCCAUCAGGAGGCAAAACCCAGGGUAUUCCGCCCAGUUUGCAAAGGAAAAGACGCCCGGCUGAAACGUGUACCAGCAUCAAGCAGCAUCAGGCAGGCAUCAAACAGGCAUCAGGCAGGCAUCAAGCAGGCAUCAGGCAAGCAUCAGGCAGGCAUCAAGCAGGCAUCAGGCAGGCAGCAACAAGCAGUCAUCAAGCAGGCAUCAGGCAGGCAGCAACAAGCAGUGUGAUCUGCAGAGAUCUGUCUCAGGCUCAUCAGGGAGAGGAAGGGGAAAGGCUGAUGAAAGUGCUUUGCGGAAAAGGAGCGCUAUCCACACGGAGCAGAGGAAGAGGAGAGACAUGCAGCAGUCAGUGGGAAGUAGGAUUUUCUCAGGAGUGCUAUGGAUAACCGUGAUCUGACAAUGCCUGGCUUUAUCUCUCUAUUUCCCUUUAUUGGAUGGAUAUAGCUAAGCAGCAGCAGCACUGCAAGAAGUCACAUCCUGCCGUAGGCAAACCCUGUGCAAGGGGGGAGCACCAGGAAAGAUAAGGGAAGACAGAAAAGAAAGAAAAAGAUAUAAGGCAAUCCAUCCUCAAGUCAAUGAAUAUUGUGGUGACACUGGCAAAGGAGCCCUCACGGUGGAGUCAGCCAGGGCAGUGCGUUCCCAAAAUAUGACCAGGGGUGCUUGGAUGUGUCGGCAGUAUGACGAUGACAGCUUAAAAAUCUGGUUUGCACCCCGGGAGAACGAAAAACCUUUUACUGAUUCAGAGAGGGCUCAGAAAUGGCGACUGUCUUUAGCAUCGCUCUUGUUUUUCACAGUUCUUCUCUCUGAUCAUUUGUGGUUCUGCGCUGAGGCCAAAUUGACAAGGACCAGGGAUAAGGAGCAGGGCACCUCAUUGUCACCUAGUAUGGCUGGUCCAUUCCCAUCAGUGGAAGGACACACUUUGUCACCCACCCUUCCAUCCAUUAAACAGGAGAGCCUUAGCCAAGGCAAAAAAGCUAUUUUUCUAGGAAAUUCUACCAAACCUUGGUGGAGGCUGGAUACCUGUUCCCCACAAUACAGUGGUGGUCGUCCAUCUGGUCAGUGUUUUAGUGUGGAUGAUGCUGACUCUGUUUGCAGGAACUUAAGUGAGGGGGCCACCAACCACUACCACCACCACUACCACCACCACCACCAUCAGCAGCCUGCUCACUCCAACUUGAGAAAUUUUUACCUUUCCUUUUGUAAUUCCUAUACACUUUGGGAUUUGUUUUCUGGGUUCACCAAUCCGGACACUUACAACUGUGGUAGGGAGGUGGUGCAGAAUGGGGAUGUAUCCGGCUGCAGGAAGUGUAUCCAAGCCUACCAGACCUACGACCGGCAUGCUCAGGAGAAAUAUGAAGAGUUUGAGGUUUUGCUGCAGAAAUAUUUACAAUCGGAUGAGUAUUCUGUGAGGUCUUGUUCUGAAGACUGCAAGACUGUCUACAAAUCCUGGCUAUGUUCCCAGUAUUUUGAAGUCACGCAAUCUGAAUGCAGUAGCAAAAUUCCUUGCAAGCAAUACUGUUUGGAGGUACAAACAAGGUGUCCCUUUAUAUUACCAGAUAAUGAUGAUGUCGUCUAUGGAGGACUGUCAAGCUUCAUCUGUACAGGGCUGUAUGAAAAUUAUCCAACCAAUGCAGAACCAGAAUGCUGUGAUGUCAGGUGGGAAUUAUUAGCAGAUAACCAAUCCAAAGGGACUAAAAAACCACAUGACUCAACGUUGUGUCACAGGACAUCACUCACAGUGUCAUCAGCAUCCAGACUGUGUAACAGCAGACUUAAACUGUGUGUUCUUGUACUGAUACUCUUACAUACAGUACUAGUAGUCUCAGCAGCACAAAACUCAACAGGACUGGGUUUUGGAAAUAUAACAAUUUUGGAAGACAAUUCAACAAAUGAGGAAUAAAAGAAUGGAAUUAUUUCAUUGGAUUAAAACACAGUUGGCCCAUUCCAGCAAACAACAUCAGCACCUUGUAAUUGAAAUGAGGUGCUUGUACCUUACAACCAAUUUUUACAAAGCAGUCUGGAUUCAAACAAAAAGAUGGGUCAGUUUCCAAACUUCAUGGACACAAAGGGACAGCUUUUUAUUGACUAAAAAGCUGUGUGAUGACUUAAAUUUCUCACACCAUUUUAUACACUGUGUUUUAAUGUUUGGAUUUGUUUUUUGUUUGAUUUUGCACUUGUUAAUACAGGAUUUUAUUUUUGAGAUGGUUUCUCAAAGCUAAACUGAGUCUUUUCACUGUCUAUAUAUAUUUCUAGUCAUUUUGUGUACUCAUCUUUUAUGUCCUGUCAAUUUUUACUCUUCAGAUAUGAGUGCUAUGAAUAGAUGCGCAGCAAACCAUGAUAAAAAUGUUACUGUCCAUUCUAUCCUUCCAAACUAUUCGUUUACCCAUCUCGCCAAACCAAAAACAAAAAAACUCAAAACAUCUGCUUGGUUCUGUCUUUGUAAUCACAAUGAAUGGGUGCACACCACUGCAGUGUGUCUAUCACUGAUAUACAAAUCAGCCAACUGGGCAAACCCUAUAGAUUAGGGUGGGAGAGGGUCAAUACAAUAAAAACAGAAACCAACAGAAACCAGAAACUAUAUAUUAAACAUGUUGGACAGUUACCCAAGUUCUAUGUGAGCCUAUAACAAACUGUGUUGCUCCAGUUCCCAUUUCCAAAAUGUCCAGUCUUUUCACUGGUCAGUUGAACAGGAGCAGCCUUUAGAAUCCAGUAAGUGGAACCAGUUAAGCUCAUUGAGUAUUAUAGACAAUGGCCUUCACAUUGGAGGUAAUAUAUGUUGGCAUUCAUUGUGAAUUACGUUUUAAUUUCUGCUGCAGUGACCUUUUAUCCAGCAUACACUUACAUGCACAGGAGUAAUGUGAGUGCAUCAACUCAGAGUGAGGCCUUCACAAACAGUAGAUAGUAAAUGUUACUUGGCAAACCAAUGAUGAUUAUGGUUCCAGCUCAUUAAACGGUGUAUUUCCAAAUAUUUCCAAAGUGCAGUCAAGACCCACCUCUUUCAAUUAAUCUGUACAAGCUAUACAAUAUAUUUCAUUUAGCACAAGGUAUACCCUGAAAUAAUACAUAUGGUUUCCAGAUACUUUGUGUCAACAUUUCAUAUAUAUGCUUAUAUCGAUGUGCCAAAAAGUUUAUGGUGAGGCCAAAAGUGAUAAAACUACCCCCAGUGCAAAGCUGAAAAUUUAGAGUUGUACAUUAUAUAUGCUGUCAGAGAGACUUUAACUUCCAGACCAGAACCAAUGUCAUUCUGAUGAGACCCACAAGGUUGAAACUAUACAGUGCAUGGCUGGAUUCUGGUUACUGGUUCCUUUGGAUCAGAGCCCAUGCUUUGGCUUAAAAAGGCUGUGUUUAAAACAACGUCCAGUGCUAAGGGCUUUAGCUAUGCAGGUGAUUUACAACAGAUAUAUAUAUUAAACCCAAGGUAGUGGAACUGAUUAAUGUUUAUGAAAUGUUGCUAUACAUAUUGUGAGCAAUACCUCUAUCUCAGCUAAUCUGGCCUAAAAUAGGAAAUAGCUGAUUAUUCCCUGUUUAGUAAAUAAUGAAGCUUUAUCACAUGAGACAAUCCUUAAGAGAAUAAGCAUCUAUGAAUCCCGUAUGAUUCUCAAUAUUUUAAAUAUGGAGCAGGUCGGAUCCAAUUCUCAUGAAAUGCUGGUCGUUUUAAGAAGUUUUCUCAUGAAUUCAGGCCAUGUAGUUCCUUUGACAUCUUGUGGUGUAUUGACUUAACAAUGAGUUGGGGUUAGUUGACAAACCCAUUGUACAAUUUAGGCCAAACAUUAUUGUGUUGGAAAAAUUUUGUUUCGGCGAAACUUAUGCACCUUGAUGGUCAAUCUGGUCAACUAACCAAAACCCGCUCUUUAAUCAACAAACCAGUUAUGAAGAAUUCUAUAUAUUCAUUGGUAAUUCAAGGAAACGUUGUAUUCUUAUAGAUGAAGGUCACCAUUAUUCAACCUGAAUCUUUUAUUUAACCUGCCCGGUGUCUACCAUAAGGUUUAAAUAAAAGUUAAGAAAAACAAAAACAGCUGAAAACCAUGCCAUUAGCAUUCUAAUACCGUAAUAAAUAAUGUCUUUUCUUUUUAUUUAUUUUUUUACCUAUUUAUUGUCAGCACAUUUACCCACUGAGUGAAUGAGAAUUUUUUUUUUUUUUAAAUGAUUGUUUUAUAGUUUACAGCAAAAUAAAUAUAUAAAAGGAAAAGUUAUAAGGGCUGUUAAAACCAUUCCUUCCUAUAUUCUAACUACACUUAGGAAGUGCACUUCAAAGAUGUUUGUUGUGUAGCUAGGAUUUGAAGGAAAAUAUAUGAGAAAAUAUUUUCUAAGCAAACAAAUUUUAUGAAUCCAUUACAAAAAGGCCUCCCCUUUUUUAUACAGUCAGUUUAUCUUCAAUCUUUGUUUCAUCAACUACCAGAAUAACUUAAAGGAUGAACCAAUACUAUGCACUUUUCACAUUAAUAAACGUCUUCUGCUGAAUUUUUUAUCAGAAAAGACAAACAUAAAUGUGAUUGUGGAGGAAUAUGUACAUAGUAGCGCAAUAGUUUGAAAAUGCACCAGACAAAAAAUAAAAAAUACAAAAAAAUAUAUUAAAUAAAAUAUAUUUGUUUAGUGAUAUUUUUUCCAUGAGUUUAAAUUCCAUUCUUAAGUUAUUAAAAAACAUGGUGCUUUUUGUUGGGGACACUAUGUAAUUUCAUCUACAUAUUGCAAAAACAAGACUUGUAGAAUGAAUAAUAAAAUAAAGCCUUAAAUAGUGGUAGAAUGUAGAUUUUAAAUAGAUAGUGUAUUUAAAUAUAGUGGAGCAAUAACUGGAUGGUAAGUUGGUUCUGUAGAGAAGAAUAAAGAUUGCGCGCUGUAUAAAAAGCACUUAAUAGGUGGGCUCUUGUUCAACUGAUCUACUAUUUAAGUGUUUAUGGUCAGUAAUCAGUUUGUUAUAACCUUUAUCUACCUCUGCUGGGCAAAGGCCAUUCAAACGUCCUCUCUUUAUGUGAUGUGCUAUGUAUAGUUUGUGUCAUUUUAAAUUCAUGUUCAUUGACCAUUCACAUAUUGCACCACUACAGUACUAGUAAGGUUAUUUAAACCCAUCUCAAUAAACUGGUACUUUGAAUUCUCAGAAUAAUACAUACAAUAAUAAUUAUGGAUAAUUUGGAGCUAUUGUAUACUUGUAUGAUGUAUCUGGUAAAUAAGACUGUUUUAUUUAUUUUUUCUUCUGCAUUAGAGCAUUAUUACAAUGCGACACAAAG